GCUCCUCAUGUUGUCAUGCCAGAAGUGGAAUUCCAUGACUGAUUUUUUACAGUUCUAACCAUGGAUCAUGAACUGGUGACAUUCAGAGAUGUGGUCAUCAGCUUUUCUCAGGAAGAGUGGGAAUAUCUGGACUCUGCUCAGAGGGACUUGUACUGGGAUGUAAUGAUGGAGAACUACAGCAACUUGGUCUCACUGGAUUUGGAGUCCAGGUUUGAGACAAAGAAUUUAUCUGUAGGAAUGGACAUUAUUGAAAACAAUCGUUCUCAGUGGAAAGUAAUGGAAAGCAGCAAAUUCUGUGGCCUCAAAAAUUCCAUUUUUAGAAAUUUUUGGCAAAGCAAAAACAAUAUGGAAAUACAAAGACCUGAAGUGGAAUAUUUCAGUCAAAUGAAAAUAAUCUCUGAAAAAGUGCCCAAUUACAAAAAUCAUAAAUCUCUCACAUUAUUACCUCAGAGAACUCUUGACAAUGAAAAGUCCUAUGAAUACAAGGAAUAUGAGAAGGUCUUCAGUUGUGACUCAAAGUUUGAUGAAUAUAAGAGCACACAUUCUGGUGAGAAAACCCAAGAAUGUAAUGAAUAUUGGAAAACCUUUGGCAUGGAUAACUCCCAUACACUGCAACUGAAUAUUCAUAUUGGUGUGAAACCUUGUAAAUAUAUGGAAUAUGGAAAUACUUUUAGCUUUUAUAAAGACCUUAGUGUGCAUAAGAACAUUCAUAAUGAUGAUAAGUUCUAUAAAUGUAAGGAAUAUGGAAGGAGCUUUGGAAGAAUUGGAGAAGUUACUCAACUUCAAAGAAUUCAUGGUAGUGAGAAACCCUAUGAAUGUAUGUUCUGUGGGAAGUCCUUUAGAGUGCUUGCACAACUUUCUCGACAUCAGAAAAUCCAUACUGAUGAGAAAUCUUUUAAAUGUAUGGAAUGUGGCAAGGACUUUAGAUUUCAUUCACAGCUUACUGAACAUCAGAGAAUUCACACUGGUGAGAAACCCUACAAAUGUAUACAUUGUGAGAAGUUUUUUAGAAUUAGUUCACAGCUCAUUGAACAUCAAAGAAUUCAUACUGGUGAGAAACCCUAUACGUGUAAGGAAUGUGGGAAGGCUUUUGGAGUCUGUAGAGAACUUGCUCGACACCAGAGAAUUCAUACUGGUAAGAAACCCUAUGAAUGCAAGGCAUGUGGAAAGGUCUUUAGAAAUAGUUCAUCCCUGACUAGACAUCAGAGAAUCCAUACUGGUGAAAAACCUUAUAAAUGUAAAGAAUGUGAGAAAGCAUUUGGAGUAGGUAGUGAACUUACUCGACAUCAGAGAAUUCACAGUGGGCAGAAACCUUAUGAAUGUAAGGAAUGUGGAAAGUUCUUUAGACUUACUUCAGCCCUUAUUCAACAUCAGAGAAUUCAUAGUGGUGAGAAACCUUAUGAAUGCAAAAUAUGUGGGAAGGCCUUUAGACACAGUUCAGCCCUUACUGAGCAUCAGAGAAUCCAUACUGGAGAAAAACCUUAUGAGUGUAAAACAUGUGGGAAGGCUUUUCGACAUAGUUCAUCCUUUACAAAACAUCAGAGAAUUCAUGUUGGUGAGAAACCUUAUGAAUGUAAGGAAUGUGGAAAUGGCUUUAGUGUGAAUGGACACCUUACUUGACAUUAAAGUAUUUAUUCUGGUGAAAAGUCAUUUGAAUGAAAUAAGUGUAUAAAGGAUUUUUGGUUUUGAUGUUCAUUGGAAAGCCCUAUGGAUUUAUAACUCAUCAUGGAAAUUCAAUAUCUCUUUCCUUCUUUUAAAAUUUGUUUUCAGACUUCAUGGCCAUUCUGUAUUUAGAAGGUACAGUAUGACUGUUGAUAUAUACGCACAGCUUUCUUAGAUAGUGCCAAUAUUUUUUCCUUUAUUUAUUAAUUAACAUUCUUAUCUAAAGACAUAGGAUGGUCCAUAUUAGUCUAUUUCUGAAAUGUGUGGAAUUCAUGUUUCCCUAAUUAUUAGUGAUUUGAAUUGCAUACGAGUUUCUUGUCCAGGCAUGUUUUGUUUAUAAUAACUUUUGGCGUUUAUAUUUUUGCUUUUGCCUAUUCUUGUUUUAAAUUUAUAAUAUUACUCCAACACCUUUUUUACAUUCUAAUUCUUUGUAUUUUAUGUAUGAUGUAUUUAUCUUCCUCCUGAGAGUUACAACUCCCAGUUAGAUACAACAUAGUUUAAAGUUCAUGGCCCUACAUUGUGUUUGUGUGAUUUUCUUGUUUUAUUUUUUAUUGUUUUUGUUUUAGUAACAGAUGUAUAAUUACAAUAUCUUUUCCAUUUUUAACAAAUGGUUGCCUUCUCUUUAGAUUUCUAUUUUGUUUUUUCACAACAGAUUCUACUAAUUGUAUACCAUAUGCCAAGUCUUUAAGGAGCCUUUUCAUCUCCAGGCCAUACUAGCCAGAAUCCAAAUGAAAGGAACACUUUUAAAUAUUUGAAAAAAAUUACUAACCCAAUCAGUAUCCUAAAAUGUAUCAUUUGUUAAGCACCUAAAAGGUCACAACUUAUAUUAAUAGGAUCUACAAUUGUAUAUUACCAUGAUUUCAAUUGGUUUUUUAUUUGUUAUUAAUAUGAUUAUGUUCUUCUUAUUUACUCUGAGUUUCUUUAGUAGAUUUGAGCAGUUCAACAGUUGAUUUUUGUAAAUCUCACCUAACUCCAAAAUCAUCUCUCUUGUAGGACAGCUGAGCUAGUUGUGUAACCACUGAGUGAUGCGCACUGAUUGUUAGAUUUUUAUAAGAAAAUUUAACUAUUAUGCUUAGAUAAGUUUAUGCCACCUUCAUUUACUAGAUUUUAAUUUUUGAAAUUGGUGUGUUUCCCAGAAUUUAUGUACUCUUUAAAGUUUUGCAUGAUCAUCAGUAGCAUACUAUUUUUUUAUUUGAUAUCUUGAACUGUGCUUUCUGUGUUACUUAUUUAAGUAAGUUCAAAAGAUAGGUAGUUGGUAACUAUUUCAUGUCCUGCACAGUAAGAGCAUGAGUCCCUGUUAUGAACCUUUUAUUAGGUUAUUUGCUAUUUUCUAUCUUUGAAAUAGAGUACUGAGCUGUACUUCUGAAUAAUCUCUAUUUACUAAGCUAUAUUGUGACCACCACUGCAGAUUCACUCUUGGAUGCCACUCUGAGUUACCUCAAUGCUAGUUAAUGUUCCUCUUCUUGGGUAUAGUACUUCAGGACUAUUUGUUCUGUGUGUUUCCCACUUCUGGUUUAAACAAAUUAAAACUAUGAAAUGUCUAAGAUUUAUAUACAGACAUAAAAUUAAUGACAGAAACAAAA
This is a messenger RNA of Carlito syrichta (Philippine tarsier), 3245 nucleotides long. RefSeq names its product zinc finger protein 529 (gene ZNF529). Bases 61 to 1620 code for a protein of 519 amino acids. NCBI's taxonomy places the organism in Eukaryota, Metazoa, Chordata, Mammalia, Primates, Tarsiidae. The transcript is spliced from 3 exons. Gene Ontology annotation, molecular function: DNA-binding transcription repressor activity, RNA polymerase II-specific. Gene Ontology annotation, biological process: negative regulation of transcription by RNA polymerase II. The record is from RefSeq and is a predicted model, not a curated record.